CCACCACAUUCGCUUUCACGUAUGUUCUCCGCGAUGAUACCAGCAUUCGCUCAUUUUGUUUCAGUCAUUUUAUUGAUCCUGUCUUUGGGGCAUGGAGCGUGGAGUCAUGUCCUUUCCACUCAUCAUAUCCGUUCCAUGGAGGAAGCUUUACAUUCCCACAACAAACGAGCUUUGGACGGCUAUUACGUUAUCGACCAACAGAAGGGAAGCGAAUGGGGCUGCAGCGAGGAAAAGAUCGCUGCGUUGGAGCAUGUUAUACGAAAUGCUCGGGAAAUGGCCUCUGCGGCUUCAAAAGUACUCGAGCGGCCAGGUUCUGAGCAUUCCGAAGCUUACCGGAUGUGGCUCGGAGAGGGUAACUCUGAUCCCGACACAAGAACUGCAAUAAAGCGGCGGAACUUUGAUCCUAUUCAGAAUCUGGAACCACCAGGGCAACAAAACCGUCUCGAUGAUAUGAAAUACAAAAACUUCAGUCCAACGGGCCUGACGUAUAUGUGCGCUGCCGAAGAAAAUGAAGCCUGCAAUGAUGGUACCAUUGCUUCCGCUCUCCAGCAUGGGGUCAAUGGUAUCUGGGGCAAUGUCUUUCUCUUGUGCGAUAGGUUUUUCGAGCGUACAUCCUACAAAAGGAUGUUGCGAAUAUGGCGGUCUGAGAGAAUACCCAUGCUCGCUUCAGCAUUUACUAUAAUUCACGAGUCGCAGCACAUGGGUGCUAUCGUGGGCAAAUCAAGACGAUGCACCGACGUCAAAAAUCCAAAGCCACGCCCAGAAGAUACUAGUCCUCUCUGCUACCACCCUGACUGCUGUGCCACCCUCUCGAGUAAGGAUAAAAUCAGAAACGCACAAAACAUGGCGUUCUUUGCAUUGGAGGUUACCGCAAACCCCGAACGAGGUGAACCGCCCGAAUUAUCAUCAUGCACAAUCAUGAAAAGAGACACGGGCAACCUAUUCUCGGGAAGGCUGGACGCCCUUUUGUCGAGGGCUGACUACUUUGCGAAACCCAAGCAUGAGGGCAAUAUGCUGCGUAGGCAGGCAGGGUCUUUCACCACAUCCGAGAUACCCUGCGCGUCUAGACCGCCGCUUGCCAUUCCCGUCGGGGGCGAUGCGCUGCCUGAUCGAGAAACCCUACCCCGGGCAGUCUUCGACAGGAUGUUCCCCAGGGAACAAGGUCGGACAUCGACGGCCGCUGCAAGCGCCCCUGUCGCUUGUCAUAACUUCGAUUUGGAAAAGUACGGGUACUGCUGCCCCGGUCCGGGCAAUUCAUGCAGGGACGACCCAAAGAAAUGCUGGGUGGGAGGGGAGGGUGUCGGUGAGGGAGCUGCUGAUGUUGUACCGGCCGGUGCGCGAUGCCAGCCUCCGCCGGGUGCUGUGUUCUGA
Molecule: messenger RNA, 1371 nt
Organism: Colletotrichum destructivum
Lineage: Eukaryota; Fungi; Ascomycota; Sordariomycetes; Glomerellales; Glomerellaceae
Product: Putative metallopeptidase, catalytic domain superfamily
Exons: 3
Coding region: 22-1371 (449 amino acids)
Molecular function (GO): metallopeptidase activity
Source: RefSeq, a predicted model, not a curated record